AACCAUGUAAGUAUCAGAAAUAUGGAGAGAAGCCAUAUAAAUGUAAGGAAUGUGGUAAAGCCUUCAGUUACUUCAAAUUUUUUGAAAACCGUAAGAGCACUCACAACGGAGAGAAAAAGUACAAGUGAAGGAAUGUGGAAGAGCUUGCCAUUCUCACACAUCCUUUCAUACACAUGAAAGGAUUCACACUGGAGAAAAGCCCCACGAAUGUCAGGAAUGAGACAAAGCCUUCAUGUGGCCCACGACCUUUCGAAGACAGAUGAUAACACACACGGGAGAUGUUCCGUACAGGGGUAAGGAAUGUGGGAAGGGCUUUAGUUGUUCUGCUUCAUUGCAAACACAUGAAACAGCUCACACUGGAGAGAAACCCUAUCAGUGUAAACAGCGUGGAAAACUCUUUCGAUAUCCUCAAACCUUACAAACACAUGAAAGGACUCACACGGGAGAGAAACCAUAUGAAUGUAAGCUGUGUACCAAAGCUUUCAUUUGUGUCAGUUCUCUUAGAAAACAUCAAAGAACUCGUACAGGGGAAAAACCUUAUCAGUGUGAGGAAUGUGGGAAAGCGUUUAGUGUUCUCUCAAGCCUUCGAGUCCACGGGAUCAGUCACACUGGACAUGGACCUUAUAAAUGUAAGCAGUGUGAGGAAGCAUUCACUUCUCCCAGUGCAUUUCGAGUACAUGGAAGGAGUCACAGUGGAGAAAAUCCCUAUGAAUGUGAACUAUGUGGAAAAGCCUACAAAUAUUACCAUUCCCUACAAACACAUGAAAGAAGUCAUACUGGAGAGAAACCAUAUGAAUGCAAGGAAUGUGGGAAAGCUUUUAGAUAUUCCCAAUCUGUUCGAUACCAGGAGAUGACUCACACUGGAGAGAAACCCUAUGAAUGUAAACAAUGUAGAAAAGCCUUCAGGUAUUAUCAAAGUUGGCAAGCCCCAUGUAAGGACUCAAUGUAAGCAAGGUGAAAAAGCCUACAGAUGUCACAGUUCCUUAGAAAUGCAUGAAAGAACUCAUACUGGAGGGAAACCCCAUGAGUGUGUUGGAAUGUGGAAAAGUCUUCAGAUGUUACCAGAGUUUUCUAACACAUGAAAGAAAUCCCACUGGAGAGAAAUUCUAUUAAUAUAAAAGUUGUAGUAAAAUAUCCAAAUGUUCCAGUUAUCUUCAAAAACACGAAAGCAUUCACACAGGAGAGAAAUCCUAUGAAUGUGAACAUUGUGGUAAAGCCUUCAUUGCUCACGCAACCAUGCGAAGACACGUGAGAGUGCACACACAAGAAAUAUCAUUUAAAUGUGAAGACUGGGAAAGUCUACUAUCAUCCCAGUUCCUUCUGAAGGCUUGAAAGGACUCAUUGUGUAAAAUUUCUUGAAUAUGAAGUGUAGGAAAGACUUCAGUUGGCCCACAUCCUUGAAUGUGAAAACUCACACCAAAAAGAAAUGUAAAUGUAUGUAGCAUGAGAAACCACGUAAAUAUUCCAGGAAACUAUCAACUUGAAAAGGUUUUAUUAAAGUUUUAAAUAUAUUAUGUUUAUUAAGCCUCGGUAUACCAGUGGAAUGCAGAAUGUAAAUUAUUUUCCGAAGUGGACAUCCUGCGAGUCAUCUUUAAACAAUAGUACAUAAUAAUAAUUAGUAAUUAUUCACUAAAGGAGUUAAUAUUUUGUUUCCACUUUGAAGCCUGUUGGGUCUGUAAGAGAAGUAUUUCUAUUAUGCAAUUAGGUUUAAUUUUUUUAAAAUAAUGUUUCAUUUGUUCUGUGUUGAGGGGCCACUGAAAGAUGAUAGUGUGGUAUUUGUUGGGAUUUUCCAAUGACCUUCAUGACAAUUUCUGGAUAUUUCUGGUCCAUUAUACAUUCUAUCUUUAUUACUGAUAAAGUUCCUUUUUGGGAGGAUGAUGGGUAAGAGUCCUUUUCUGCUUUCCAUGCUAAUGAACAGUUGGAAUAAAUUUUUAUGUACUAUAGUUUAUGAUAAUAGUUCAAUAUGAAUUACUAUUUUCAUAUUUGGGUCCUUCUUUCUGACUAGUAUUUGGUAUUUGGUAUUUGGUAAAUAGACUUGACUUGAGAGCCUUGUGACAUGACAAAGUAGGAGAUAUCUUCUCUGUGGGUAAUGUGAGGAUCUAGAUUUGCCAGAAGACAUCCCCUUUACGGUUCUGUGUUAGAGUUCAUCAAUAGCCUCACUUGCAUGAGAUUUUGAAGGUUAAAGUGAAGAAAGCAUUAGUCAGAUACUGGCUCCACCAUACAGGGAGAGAGAAGAAAUAUAGAAGCUUUAAGAAGACCACCUUGCAGCCUCUUCUCCAGGUUCUUUGCCCUUGCCUAACCACCAACUGUUCGAUACCUAUUUUCUUAGAGGUGUAGGUUACUAAUGAUAACGAGAUCCACAUCGAAGAUCCAGGAGAAUUUGUAAUUUUCUGUAAGGCCUCCUGUGUUCACUAGGAAUCAAAGUGAGACUUUUGUGUUUAGGAGUGUUCUCUGAUUCCCCUUUUCUCUAGAUUUUAUCUGUAUACGGUCUGAUUUGUAUAGGAAACACUUUAUGUUGUUAAUAGUGCUAGUGAAUAUGUUUUUGUGAUUCACCAUGACAACUACAAUGAUGCAGUCAAAAGGUACAACAUGAGUUUGUUUCUUUACUACAUUGUACACAGAACCAGUGGCUCUGACUCACUCCUUCCAUGUGAGGGUAAACACCGUCUAACUCUCACGAAGACUGUUUCCUCUUGCAGCUGAAUGUAAUCCCUCAAUAUAUUUUUAAUUAUGUUUGAUUGUAUGCGAUUAAAAAUACAUUCCUUGUAUAGCAUAAGGAAUAUAGUCAAAAUAUUGUAACAACUUGGUAUGGUCAUAGCUGGUACCUAGAAUUAUCAUGUAUAUAAAUGUUGAAUCACUGUGUUGUACACCUGAAACUAAUGUAAUACUGUGUGUCAACUACCCUUCAAUAAAAAAAUAAUUAUCCAGAAAAAAAAAGAUACAUUCCUUUUUUGUGAAAGGAGCACUUCUGUAGUUGUUUCCUAGAAGUAUUUUAUUAACUGUUGUCGAAGCCAUCAAAUGUCAACAAAUACUGUGUUUUUCUUUAUCUGAAAGGAUAUAUUAAAAUAUCCCAUUGUAA
This is a messenger RNA of Manis pentadactyla (Chinese pangolin), 3079 nucleotides long. RefSeq names its product zinc finger protein 709-like. Lineage: Eukaryota; Metazoa; Chordata; Mammalia; Pholidota; Manidae. The record is from RefSeq and is a predicted model, not a curated record. Bases 233 to 949 code for a protein of 238 amino acids. The transcript has a single exon.